AUGUCUCAUCGACAAAAUAUUUAUCUUGGUUUGGCUCUUUCUGUCGGUGUUUGUAGUAGCAUAGCUUUAUUACUUUAUAUACGUCAUCGACGAAAACUAUAUUCAUCUCGUCGUGAUCAACAAUAUACCGAUAUAAAUUCUUCAUCCGACAAUAACGAUGUUGAUUCCAAAUCAAUUAGAUUUCAAAGUGAUGGUGCCACGAUUGCAGUCGAUAUUCCGGGUGGCUGUAUUCCACUAACAGCCGAACAGGCUUUUGUGCUAACUCAAUUUCUUGAUACAACCAAUAAUGACACUGAACGUUUACAUCGCAUUUUAACAAACAUCGCAAAUUCAGCAACAUUUACAGAAAGUCAAGUCAAUUUAGCAAAUGCUGGUUGCAUCGGUCGUCUCCGAGAUAUUCUUUCAGCAACCAAUAAUGAAACAACGAAAAAUAAAAUUCUUCUAGCGAUGAAUAAUCUGGCUUUAAAUGAUUAUACGAUAACUUUUUUCUCGGAUAUCGUUACGAUUGUAAUUAAUCUAUGUCGUACAGCACCAUUGAAUUCGCUUUUACGCCUUAAUGGAUUAAAUCUAUUGAUCAAUAUGUCUGUUCUUGAAUAUCUUCAUGAUGAAUUCAUGAAAAAUAUUGAUGAUUUGGAUUUAAUAGUUAAAUCAGCAUUUGAAAAUAGCGAUGAAACAUUGUCUGUUGGAAAAAUUCUUGUUAAUUUAUCUACAAAUAAAACAAAUCUAGAAUAUUUAUUAAAAUUAAAAAGUAUUGAUUUGAAAACAAUUGUAAUAUUAUGUACACCAACUAAAUCAUCAAUGAAAAAUGAAGAAUCAUCAAAACUUGAAGAUAUUCUUCUUCGUUAUAUUACUUUUUACUGUAAUUUAGCUGACACUAUUGUUAAUGAACUUCAAGCAAGAACUGCUAAUUCGAUUAGUAGUGCAUCAUGGCUAAUGAAUCCGAAACCAUUUCCACAAGGCACGCUCUAUUUCGAAUUAUUUGAUCAUGAUAAACAAAUGUUAUCGAAAUCAAUACUUCGCUCUCAAUAUUCGUUAAAUACAAUCAAUACUCAAAUAAAACGUCUUCGUCAUGGCAUGGAUACAAUCCGUCAAAUUCAAUUUGACUCAUCGGUGCUAUCUGUUCACGAUGAAUUCAAUGACGAUGAUACUGAAACGAGAAUCAACGAUUUUUCAACACCGAAAAAAUUUCCUGAAGAAACAUCAACAGUUUUCGUUGGUGAUAGUAAUUUCGAUCAAUCUUAUCAGGAUAUAUCAAAAGAAAUCAAUGAUGAAUUUGAAGAUGAUGAUACGAUUCUUGCUUCUGGUCCAUCAAUAAGUAGUUUUUGCUCGGCUAACUCAACCAAUGCAACCAAUAAUUUCGCUAGUCCCGAUAAAUCAAUUUCAAAUUAA
Rotaria socialis is the source of this 1389-nucleotide messenger RNA. NCBI's taxonomy places the organism in Eukaryota, Metazoa, Rotifera, Eurotatoria, Philodinida, Philodinidae. The record is from the annotation of a GenBank genome assembly.